Molecule: messenger RNA, 411 nt
Organism: Hibiscus syriacus
Lineage: Eukaryota; Viridiplantae; Streptophyta; Magnoliopsida; Malvales; Malvaceae
Exons: 2
Coding region: 1-411 (136 amino acids)
Source: RefSeq, a predicted model, not a curated record
AUGAGAGUUAUGGUGGGUAUGGAUAAGGGUAAGGAGAGCUUCUAUGCUCUGCAAUGGGCGGUGACUAACCUUUUCAGUUCCGGUGUGGAAAUGAACAUGGUCACACUGGCUCAUGUACAUCAACCGUCCAAGCGCUUUGGGGUGGCCCCUUCAGCCAUCCCUGCCGGGGUUGGAGUUACUGGUUUUCCAUCAACGGCUGUGGGGGAUUCUGAAAGGAAUGCAGAACAACAGAUUCCAGCUGCUGUACUCUCCCAGGCUUUAGAGAUAUGCACCAACAAGGUGAAAGCAAACACAGUGAUAGUGGAGGGGGAUCCUAAGGAUAUGUUAUGUGAAAUUAGCGAGCAGAUGAAUGUUGACCUCCUUAAUCUGGGCAGCCGUGGCCUUGGAUUAAAAGGAAGGAUCAAAAGGUGA